CUGGAUUUGGCUCGUUCGACGCUGUUGUAGCGAUCACACCUGGUCAAGAUGGACUACGUCAAGUGGGGAUGUGCGUUUGCGCUGGGCGUGACCAGCCACUGGUACUUAUCCUCCAGCAAGGCGAAGCCUCCUCCAAAGGGUGGUGUCACGCAGUGUAAGACGAGCCACGAGAAAGAAGACGCAGAGGAAGACAGCAACGCCAGCGACAGUGACUCCGACGAUGACGUACACGACGAGGACACGCUCCACUGGGAGCCACACAAGAUGGUCCUCGUGGUUCGGAACGAUUUGAAGAUGGGAAAAGGUAAAGUGGCCGCGCAAUGUGGCCACGCCACCCUCGGCGCGUACAAGCGAGCUGUGAAGCGCACGCCCCAUGCCAUCGAGUGCUGGGAAACCCUAGGUCAAGCAAAGGUCGCACUCAAGGUCGAGUCAGAGGGUGAAAUGAUGGAACUGGCAAGCCGCGCGAAAGAUCUGGGUCUCGUGCACUACAUCGUUGUCGACGCCGGGCGGACUCAAAUUGCUUCAAAUUCCAGGACAGUCUUGGCAGUUGGUCCUGCUCCCAUCGGGGCUAUCAACAACCUCACUGGUCAUUUGAAGCUCAUGUAAAAUGGCUACGUAUUUUGCACGUAAUGUAAACAUAAUUGACGAAGACCUGACCAGGUCUGGCUUCACCCCACAUCAAGGCACUCACUCUGGUUCUGUGGACGGGUUAGAUCGAUAGGAAUGCGUAGAGCUGAACAAGUGAGAAGUCAAUCAUCAUG
Molecule: messenger RNA, 761 nt
Organism: Aphanomyces invadans
Lineage: Eukaryota; Oomycota; Saprolegniomycetes; Saprolegniales; Verrucalvaceae
Product: peptidyl-tRNA hydrolase
Exons: 1
Coding region: 49-606 (185 amino acids)
Cellular component (GO): mitochondrion; cytosol
Molecular function (GO): peptidyl-tRNA hydrolase activity
Source: RefSeq, a predicted model, not a curated record